AUGGAACACAAUAUCAAAACCCAUCAUCUUCCCAUUCACACCAUUCUUUCAAACUCUCCUCCAUCUUCAUCUUCCUCACCUCCUUUACAAUCUCCCACACCUUUUCCUUCAUUGCUUUCUCAAUAUUCUCCUCCCUCCACCGCCCCCGCCCCCGCCGCCGCUGCUCCAUCUCCUCCCCCGCCAAUUGUUGUUAGCCCUUGUGCUGCUUGCAAGAUCCUUCGUCGAAGGUGUGUCGAAAAGUGUGUCUUAGCUCCAUAUUUUCCUCCCACCGAUCCACUCAAGUUCACUAUUGCUCAUAGAGUCUUUGGAGCAAGCAACAUCAUUAAGUUUUUGCAGGAACUACCUGAACCUCAAAGAGCAGAUGCAGUGAGCAGCAUGGUAUAUGAAGCAAAUGCUAGAAUAAGGGAUCCAGUCUAUGGUUGUGCAGGUGCAAUAUGUCAACUUCAAAAGCAAGUUAAUGAGCUACAAACACAGCUAGCGAAAGCACAAGCUGAGUUAGUCAACAUGCAUUGCCAACAAGCAAAUCUAGUAGCACUAAUUUGCAUGGAAAUGAGUACUCAGUCAUCACCAUCAUCAUCACAAGACCAUAACAUAAUCAUCAAUCAACCUCAACCUCAUGUUGACAUGAGUUGCUUCUUAGAAGACAACACUUUUGGGUCUGCUUGGGAGCCUCUAUGGACAUGA
Messenger RNA from Vicia faba (fava bean), 684 nucleotides. The record is from the annotation of a GenBank genome assembly. Lineage: Eukaryota; Viridiplantae; Streptophyta; Magnoliopsida; Fabales; Fabaceae.